Messenger RNA from Rhopilema esculentum, 3909 nucleotides. RefSeq names its product extracellular calcium-sensing receptor-like. Gene Ontology annotation, cellular component: membrane. Gene Ontology annotation, molecular function: G protein-coupled receptor activity. The record is from RefSeq and is a predicted model, not a curated record. Gene Ontology annotation, biological process: G protein-coupled receptor signaling pathway. Lineage: Eukaryota; Metazoa; Cnidaria; Scyphozoa; Rhizostomeae; Rhizostomatidae.
UAUCUUGGCAAAUGAACGUUGUCUCACUCGCUUUAUUGCCAGAUUAGGCCUGGCCUAAAGCGAAAAAGCUAGCACUCGCACUGCUCCCCCCUCCCCCUUAACAAAUUAAGAACAAUCCAGCCUCAGGUUUUCGAAAAACAGUCAACCUAAACUUAAAUUUAGCUACUGGUUCUUGUAAAAUAGAGUGUUCGUAUGUAAGAAAUUAUCCGGACUUUUGAACCUACCCCCUUCUCCGCCAGUUAUAUUUAGCGUGUUUUCGGCUCAUAUUUCAUUUGUUAAUAGAAUUCUCCUGGUAAAUUCACUGUUCACUUAUAAAAAAGAUUUGUUCCUUGAUUGAUUAAAUAUUGACAAAACUUCUUCCUUUUAUAAUUGGUUUGGCAAUGUUGAAAGAGAGUGAGCGAUAUUCGUGCGUGUUUAUGUCAUCAUAUAUUGUGUCAGACUGGUAAUAUGAUAAAAGUUUGUUCAUACACCCCCGCAUCCUAUGUUACUAAGCAAAUCUCAGUAUAAAUAUCUGUGAUGGAGCUUUCCACAAUGUUUCCGGGGGCAGUGAGGACAGCUUGCAACUUGCAGAACAGUGCUUGCAGCUUCCAACUUUUUCAAGCUUGUUACAGGAACAAAAGACACAAAAUUCAGGAAGUAGAAGUAGAUGUCAUUCGCGCCUGAUUAUGACAUGUGGUCGCGAUCAAAAGAGCGCGCAAUUCUUACAUCCGAUUCCGCGGAGAAUGUUAUCAAUGAAGGCUGUCUUGAUUGUCAGUUCGAUCGCCCCCCUGAAUGAAACAAAGGACAAUAUUUGACACCCUCAAGACUUUCAGUUGAUAUAACGAAUUGGGUUGCCUAACUCACAUAGAACCGAUAGAACACAGAUGAACAAUCAGAAAUCGACCUUCCGUGUAAAUGAUGAGAACACUGCUCUGGCAAUUGUCAUUGAAUUGAGACUUUGCAAUUAUUGAUGGAGCGUAACGCAAGGCGGCUGUUUUCUCAUUUUGAACAGAACUCCAGGAAGAAGCAAGCCACCGAAAAUGCAUGACAUUGCUGUCGUAAGAGUGGUGCAUUUAAUUAUCGCCACUUUGAUUGUUGUACCGCCUCUCCCGUUCGCAGAAGCGCAACAUCAGUGCACAUCGCUGACAUGGCAUAAGAAUACGACUGCAGACUUUAUUAUUGCAGGCAUUUUCCCAGUUCAUUAUUACGCAGCAAGUCACAAAAAAUUUGUUUUUAAUCCGGCUGGUUUAAUGUGGGUUGAAGCAAUGCUGUACACAAUAGAACAAAUAAACAAGGAUAGGAAACUCUUGCCAAAUAUCACGUUAGGGUUCGCAAUUUAUGACUCCUGCAAUAAUGCAGAUUUUGGAUUGCAAGCUACCCUCGACAUUAUACAAGAACCAAAGGUGAUUCCUUCCGCUCCUAGAAAACAAUUGACCUAUAACCAACCUAUGGAGGCGGUGAAGUGUUUCUGCAACAAAACUAAACCCCCAAUCGUCGCAGUUGUCGGAGACGCUGCUUCUUCGUCGUCUAUUACCAUUGCCAGCGUGCUGGGGGCUAAUGGCGUGAAGAUGCCGCAGAUCAGCUAUUCGUCAACCUCAACAGCCUUGUCAAAUAAGAACUAUUAUCCUUCCUUUCUGAGAACAAUUCCACCUGAUGAGUAUCAAGCUAUGUUUAUAGUUGACAUACUGAAAAAAUUCAACUGGACUUACGUUUCGUUCAUAGCCUCUGACGACGCUUACGGGAGACUUGGUGUCGAAAACCUUCUUCCUCGCCUUGAAAGUCAAGGCAUUUGCGUUGCAGUAAGUGAAGUUUUCGAAACAACAAAGGCUGGAGAGAGAAAAGUUACUGAAAUUAUUAGCAAACUUGUUGCAGACAAGAAAUCGACAGUAAUAGUUUUAUGGUGUCAAUACCCAGAAGCCGAUGUUGUCUUGAAAGAGGCAGAAAAGCAGAAACUGUAUGACAGAAUAUGGGUUGCCACAGAGACAUGGGGGAGCAAUAAGCUCGUAUUUAAUGUAAACAAGCGUGUUGUAAGUGGACUUCUUGGAAUUAUUCCAACCACUGUGGUGUAUCCAAAGUUUGAAGACUUUUUAACAUCCUUGUCCCCAAAUAAAACUGCAUACAACCCAUGGCUGGAUUUGUUUUGGAGAAACAAUUUUGGCUGUAACUCUACAGACAAUAUCACCUACUAUUGCAAUAAUACUCCCACUGCUACAGGCUUACCAAGGAACAAAUUUGCUAAUGUAAUGGAUGCUGUUUACUCAGUUGCGCAUGGUUUGCACAAUGCUUUUGAUACGUUUGGUAAAAAGAUUCAACCUGACACGCUGCUUGAUUUUAUCAAGAAAGUGAAUUUUGUUGGAAAAACAAGCCUUACAGUCAGCUUUAAUGAAAAUGGAGAUCCAGGUGUUGCAUCGUAUUCAUUGACAAAUUUGCAAAAUGAUGGAAAUGGUACAACAAAAUUUACAAUUAUUGGUGGUUGGGAUUCAAGAUCUCGAUUGCUUUCGUUGUUACCAGGAACAAGGCCUGUUUUUUCUAAUUGGAGUACAGCACAGCCAAACUCGAGCUGUUCUGAACAAUGCCAAGCUGGAUAUUUUGCCUUUACAUUUCCAUCCAAGCCUUGCUGCUGGAGAUGUGUGCCCUGUGCCAGUAAGAUGGUACAGCCUAAAGCUGGAAUGAAAGAAUGCAUUCUUUGCCAAGGGGAAAAAGUUGCAAAUGGAGAACGAACACAAUGUGUUGUUCCAAUGUACAAACAUAUUGCACUCAACAACUUUUGGGGUCUUUCUAUUUUUGUGUGCUCUCUGGUAGUACUUUUCAUUGAGGUUGCAAUUUUGGGUGUGAUUUUGCAUCGCUGGAAUACCCCAUUGGUCAAAGCAAUGAAUCGAGAGUUGACAUUGUUGCAACUUGCUAGUAUGACAGUGAUAUUUUUAAUGCCACUGUUGUACAUUUGGAGACCAACCAGUGCAAUUUGCAGCCUGAGAGCAUUUUACUUUGUAAUUUGUUACACUGCGUCUGUUUCAGUCACAUUCACAAAAACAGACAGACUGCUUCGUAUUUUCAAAGCAUCAACUGCUGGGAGGUUGAAAAAAACAAGCAGAGUUCUCAAUAACAAGAUCCAAUUUUUGACUGUUUUUGCACUCACGGUUAUUGCUUGCCUGUUAUGUACAAUUUUUCAUUUUGUAUUUCAACCAAAGCUUAUCGAAAAAGUUGGACAGAGUGCUGAUGGGACAGAAAUGACAUUUUCAUGUGGUUCAGACUUUGAUGUGUUGUUUCUUAUUCUUUUGAGCUACAUCAUUGGAAUUUCUUUGACCUGUAGCAUAUUUGCUUUCAGAGCUCGAAAACUCCCAGAGAAUUAUAAUGAGGCUCGAUAUACAAGUUUUGCAAUGUUCUCGUUUUGCCUUGCCUGGCUUUUUUUCCUCCCAUUGUACUUUAGUAUGAGCACACCAAUUACAAAAGAGUUCAUGAUACUGAUCAUUUCAUUGAUAUCCACUUCAGCUAGACUCUUCAUACUUUAUGGGCCAAAAAUGUUUGUCAUUGUAUUUCGGCCAGAGGAGAACACAGUGGAGAGAUUUAGGGCCAAAUUGAAAGCACAACAAAGCUACAAAAAGUCAACCAGUGGGGCAUCCCCCUCACAUCAUGCACGCAGUCAACAUGAACGUGGAGCAACUUUGAAGACACCUAUGUCAUCCCCAAAGAUAUUUGACACAUCACAAACAAGGAAUCUUGCAUUUGAAAUUUCUGUUGAAAAUGGAUAACCUCUUCAAAGACUACCUGCUGAAACUAUUUUUAAAAUCCAGUGAACAAAAUGUUUAGAUUUAAUGAUUUAUCUUUAUCAAUAAUAAUUCAGUGAUAAUGAGUUUCUAUUUGUUUAUUUCAAAGUUUCAGAAUAUUUUUUCUUAAAUGUUAGUUUGUACAACAUAUUACUGAGAUUGUUUA